This is a messenger RNA of Lethenteron reissneri (Far Eastern brook lamprey), 1614 nucleotides long. RefSeq names its product leukocyte cell-derived chemotaxin-2-like. The record is from RefSeq and is a predicted model, not a curated record. Lineage: Eukaryota; Metazoa; Chordata; Hyperoartia; Petromyzontiformes; Petromyzontidae.
AUGGCGUCGUCGUACCGCGUGCCGGGCAGCGACCACGAGCACGUGCUCCUAGAGCAGCGCCUCCCACUGGGGGCUGACGUCGGCUGCACGAGCCAAGGGGGCCAGUGCGUGGACUGGCGCAACUACAAGUGCACGGCUGGGGUCGCCACGGGUCUCUGCAACGGGGACGCCAAUCGCCGCUGCUGCCUGGCGUGCAGCUCCACCUGUCUUUCCAACGAGCAGAGCUGGUCGCAGAGCGACGGUGGCUGCACGGGCAGUGGUGGCACGUGCCAGAUCAACAGCAACUACUGCGCUGGCUACUACGCCAGCGGCAAGUGCGGGGGCCCCUCCAACCGGCAGUGCUGCCUCAAGAGCAGCGGCAACUGGGCCACGAUCUGCGCCGGUCAGUCGUCCAACAGGGUGAGAGGCUGCGACAGUAAAGGAUGCGGCCACUAUGGCGCCCCGAGGGGCGACCGUCAGCACAUGGGAGCGGACGUGGUCUGCAAUGACGGCUCGGUGGUUUACUCUCCCUUCACGGGGACCCUGCAAGGCCAGGCCAAGCCGUACGGGGAUGGUAGUGCCAUCGAUGAUGGAGUGAAGCUCUCUGGCUCCGGUUACUGCAUCAUGAUGUUCUACCUCCGUCCCGACAGCUACACGGGCUCCGUCACCAAAGGCCAGCGCAUUGGCUACCUGCUAAACAUGCAGUCUGUUUACCCCGGGAUCACGUCUCACGUGCACGUCCAGAUGUGCGACAAAAGUGACCCCACGCCGUUUCUGUGAGCAGGCGCUCGGUCCCCGCGGUGCCGAACUUUUGCCCGCUGUUCCAUUUGCCAGCCCCAAUAAUUAGCACGCUGCCAGCGCCGCAGAGAUCUGUUCACGCGAGUCCCAUGCUAGAACGAAAUGUCGUACAAGAAUCUUUAACAUAGAACUCGAAUGCUGAGAGGCCCUAAUGACAUGUCCAUUUCAAAUCGAUGAAUCAACAGCACUCAAAUCCUGGGCUCCAAUUGAGAUUUUAGAAGAUUCUCAUCAGCAGCGCAUUUUGUUUCCUAAACACGAUCACCAAUGAACAAUAAAAUACAUUUUAAAGAUGUAGUUUUUGUGUCCAAUUUGGCUGAACCUCACUCUAAGAUGGGCAGAAUCAUGAAGCGUUGCUGAAGAAAGAACGGUAUGGAGGUCACAUGAGAACCUGUUGGGGCAACAUUGAGUAAAGGCUUCCCAUGUCCAGCCACGGUCAUUAUGAACACCACGUGAGGCUCUAGUGGCGUGCGGGUUGCAGGACGGAAACGCGUCUUGUUCUGUGUUAAGGUGCCCGCAGCACAAAGUUACUCUAUGCCGCACUGUUACGGUGAAAUGAAAGAGACUUUGAUUUGUCAAGUCACAAUGCAACGAACAACCUGCGCGUUUUUAUCAUUCUGUCAAGUCCCUCCAAGACCUGAUGCAAAAUGUAGAAGAACAUUCUCAAACACAGUUUAAAAUAUGAAUAAAUUUAAACCUACAAUAUUGUUUUACCGAUAUAAGUUGAUUGUAUUCUCAUGUGCAUUACACGAUGAUUCCAAUGUUUACCCCUCUCUGAAUGAUUGUGAUUCGCAAAUCUGUACCUGUAAACAUUACACAAUAAAACAUAUUUGACUGGCA